GUUAAAAUUAAUAUAAAUUUAGAGUAUCUACACAAUUAAGAAAUUUCUCCUUUUUCUUCCCUUCAAAAGCAAAAAAAAAAAAAAAAGUAACAAGUAUUACCUAACCAAACUAUGAAAUCUUUUACCUUAAUCAUCACAUUUUCCAUCAUUAUUGUCUCCUUACAUGCAACACCAACAAUUAUCACUCGACUUCAACAUCAUAUGUAUCAAUCUUCUGGGUUUAACCUUACCCAACAAAUUAAUAGGACUAAAUUGGAGAGAACCUGCACUUACAUGAUCUCAAUAAAGACAAGUUGUAAAUCUCCAGCAAUCUCACAAGAUACCGUCAUAAUUUUAUUUGGAGAUGCUGUUGGCAAUGAGCUCACAAUGUUAAACGUAGAUAGUCAAGAUUUUCAUAAGUUUGAGCGGUGCAAGACGCUUAAUUUUGAGGUAUUAGGAGAUUGUAUUGGUAAAAUUUGCAAAUUGUAUGUAGCUAGGGCUGGAUCAGAUGGUUGGAUCCCGGAGACUAUCACCGCAUAUUACUUUGACUACCCUCCUAUAGGAUUCAACUACAAUUAUCUCAUUCCUGAUGAUGAACUAUAUGGCUUUGAUUAUUGCCAACAUCAAACUUAAUGUAACAUCCUUAAAUACUUAUGUUUCAUUUGUUGAACAAAGAAUAUACUUACUGCAUUUGUUAAAGAUGAAUGACCAAGUUACACUAGAUUCUUACACUACUAUUAGACACGAAAUUUAAUAGGCUAGAAAUAUAAUAUUUUUGAUGUAACAAAUUCUAGUUUAUCUUCUUGCCUCGUGUUACACUCAAACUUCAUCAAAAAAUGCUGUAAAUUAUAGAUGUUUAACCAAAAAAAGGUUCGGAUAUGAAUUGGUCACUCAGCUAAUAUGAAAGUAUUUAUGUAUUAAUUGAAUAAUAAUUUACCAACAUAGAGUCGACUGAUGCAAAAUAAACUCAUGACCAAAAAUGGCUAUAUAUCAAAUCUAGAUGGACUUGAAGAUCAUUAUCGACUUGAAAUGCAGUCUUACAAAAUAAUUUUGAGUAAGAGUUCAAGAGAUAAUAAUAUAAAGUUCACCAAGUAAAAAAUUCCAUACAACCAUGUUGCUAGAUAUUUGAGAUGAAGUGGGAGAGAGCUAUAGAGAGAAAAAGAGAAUACAAUUUGCUAGCGAACAAAGAGCCGAAAAAUUACAAUUAAUUUUUUUUCUUUUUUCCCACGGUUUUUUUAAUAAGUAAAGAGAUAUAUUGAACGAAGACGAAGCAUAAGGGGUGCUUCUCCC
Molecule: messenger RNA, 1269 nt
Organism: Vicia villosa (hairy vetch)
Lineage: Eukaryota; Viridiplantae; Streptophyta; Magnoliopsida; Fabales; Fabaceae
Product: embryo-specific protein ATS3B-like
Exons: 3
Coding region: 112-612 (166 amino acids)
Molecular function (GO): protein binding
Source: RefSeq, a predicted model, not a curated record